Molecule: messenger RNA, 581 nt
Organism: Dentiscutata erythropus
Lineage: Eukaryota; Fungi; Glomeromycota; Glomeromycetes; Diversisporales; Gigasporaceae
Source: the annotation of a GenBank genome assembly
UACAAAUACUUCCCAGAACCAAGAACCUCGUCGUUGUUAUUAUUGUGGACGAACUGGACAUCUUAUAGCCAAAUGUAGGACCAGACAAGCAAAGCAGAAAUCUAGAGAUGAUCGAAGAGACGAUAGAAGAGAUAAUUAUAGAAGGGAUGAUUACAGAAGAGAUGAUUACAAAAGAGAUGAACGUAGAAGAUCUCAUUCUCGUAGCCGUGAUUGCUCUUAUAGAAGUUCUUCACGAGACAAAAGAAAUUCUAGAGAAAAUUCUCAAGAAAGAAGCAGAUAUUCAGACUUUUAUAAUAAUGAUAGUAGAAGAGCUAGCUUCCGUUCUCCCUCACCUUAUCGUAGAGACAUUAACUACCUUGGGCAUAACAGUACUCCACCUUCAGCCUUCCCAGUUCCUUCUAAUAAUAAGUGGGAACAUUUCCUCGACAACCCCUCUAUCUGCAUAGCUAUGCCAGCAUAUCUUUAUAAAAAAGCUAAAAAGACUGACCUUCUUCCUACCUCUCACACUACCCCUAUUAAAUGUAACAUUCGUCUUAGAAACAGACCUUACCAAGCAAUUAUUGAUAGCGGUGCUGCUAUCA